This is a messenger RNA of Ceutorhynchus assimilis (cabbage seed weevil), 923 nucleotides long. Lineage: Eukaryota; Metazoa; Arthropoda; Insecta; Coleoptera; Curculionidae. The record is from the annotation of a GenBank genome assembly.
CCCACAGCCAUCCUCGGUCAAAUUUCAAUUUUACACGAGUUACAUACGGCUCCUACAUUGUAUAUUUUAUUUAAUCAGCAUAUUAUUUUUCCUUAGUUUACAUUCUGUAUUCUCUUUUUGUAGCUUCUACUCGCCGAGCGUCGUCAGUCAGAGCUUUGCAUUCACUUUCGACGCCUCGAAAUUUAAAAAAUUUUAAACGUAAAAAUAUUGUAAUAGUUUUAAGUGAAAUAAAUUUGUUUUUAAAAAAUCGUACAUCGCGUACUGAUUUGUAACUCACGGAAUAAAUAUAUUUUUAUUGCAUUUUUCCUUUCCCGCUUCGGCCCUAACAGGUACCGACGGUACCGUUGCCUAUACUUGCGACGCUGUGCAGUAACAUUGUUGCCAUAUUAGCCGAUUUUCGUCUCCCUAUGGCUCGCGGCAAAGACUGGCGGUUCGGAAUCGCAAUCGACGCGUCACUGAAUACUCCUUUGCCGUGGCAUCCGGGCGCACGCACGCGAUCGCGAUCUGUCAGUCGACUGGCGGACCGGCUGAUGAUCUGUAUUAGAUUAGUCAUAUAGGUUAGAUCUGCCCCAGUCAAUACCAUCCAGCAGUGAAGGAAAUGUCGAAGAUAGAAGAACACCUCCUCAAAGUCCAUCCACACCGUCCAGCAAUGAAGCAGAUGCUCAGGAUGAAAGUACUUCUCCUUGAGGUCAACCUCCACCAGAUGCUGCACCAAAACUAAGGAUAAAACUUGGUCCAAACCCUUCGUGUACCCUUCUGGAUCAAUGAAUCUGGAAACCAAAAGAGAGGAAGUGUCACGAACUGCAGAGGCGGCGCUGCCACGCCAGCCGUGCUGUCAGUCGACUGGCGGACCGGCUCAUGAUAUGUAUUAGUCAUAUGUUAUAUAUGUGGUUCUGUUAUAAAAUAUAUUUAAGUUAUCGUUA